AUGGAUCUGGACGUCAUCGAGGGGCUGAAUGAGAUCCGUCCUUCAGUUUAUCGAGUCGCCAUGAAGCUCCUGUCUCUGCAGAGACUCUGUCACUUGCACGUCGUGUACGUGCGACACGUCAUGGCGGCGUUCAGCUCGCUGGAUGGGACGGGACAACAGGAUGUGAGGCUGAGCAGACAGGAAGUGACCCGGGCUCUCAGCAGGAUGUUUAACAGCGCGUCACAGGAAGUUUUGGGUCAUGUGAUUGAGGAGACGUGUGACGUGAUACUACGUCUGUUUGCUCAGGAUGCGUCGGCGUCCGUCAUGUCUCUCCAGGCGGCGCUCGUCGCUUUGUCGGCUGACGCUCUGCUCGCCAAGUACAGAGCUCUUGUGAGACUCUGUGAAAACCCGUCAGGAUCCAUCAGCAGAUCUGGACUCAGGUCGUUACUUCACGACCUUCGUCAGGUUCCAGCCGCUGUGCAGGAGGGGGGGGUGUUCGGCGCCGUGGAGGAGGAAGUGAGGUCGUGUUUCAACGGGGUGUUGACUCCGACAGCGAGCGCAGAACACGUGAUGUCAUGGCUGCAGAAUGAGCCACGCCUGUUGCUAUGGCUACCCACUUUAUACCGGCUGUGUGUCAGUCAGAACGUCAGUCACAUGGUCCGAUGCCACACCUGCAAGACCUUCCCCAUCACCGGACUCAGGUACCGGUGUGUGAAGUGUGUGAAUGUCCACGUGUGUCAGAGCUGCUUCCUGAGCCAGAGACAGACACGCAAACACAAACCACCACAUCCUGUCCUGGAGUUCUGCACACAGCCCACCUGGCGGGAGUCUCUGUCCUCGUUAGUGCGCAGCGCCCGGCACACUCUGUUGCCACGACGAUACACACCGAGAGAAGCUGAUAGGAGGGUCCUGAUGUGGGCGGAGCCAGGAGAGACUCAGAACAGAGCUCCACCCCCUUCUGAUGCCUCACCAUCAUUGGAUGAGACAGCUGUCCGUCACAGUUCCUGCUCGUCUAAAGCUCUGCAGACUGAUGAGACGCUGACGACUGACGUCGGAAACCUGCAGCGAGACAAGUGCUCCUCAUGUUUUGUCGUCAGGCUGCUGGAGCAGGAGAUGCAGGCGUGGAGACUCACCGUCCAAUCAGAACACAGCAUCCUGGAGGACAGGUGCUCCGAGAUGGAGGUUACCAUGGAAACACUGCAGAUUCUGCUGGCUCAGACUUUGAACAAGACGGAGGAUCAACAACACGCCAGUGACAGGCUACACGCCAAUGACACGCUACACGCCAGUGACACGCUACACGCCAGUGACACGCCACACGCCAGUGACACGCCACACGCCAGCGCUGACACAGAGAUAAACUCAGAGGAGGACAACGAUUAUGUGAUGGACGAGUCGAGUGAAGAUGAAAGUCGAACUCCAUCUCCCACAAUCCACCAGGGGGUGUCUCCAGCACAUGAAGGCCACUGUGAGGAGGGGUCUGUGGGUGACAGGCAUCACUGUCGUCCAAAUGAACGAGAGGAAGGAGACACCCGUCUGCCUGAAGAAGACAAGGAUUAUGAGACACAUCGUCCUGAAGAGCUGCUCCAACAAACUGUAGACAGACUGAAGACUGAGAUGGAGACAGACAGGUGGAGAGACAGACAGACAGGUGAUAUGAUGGGGGCGGAGCUUGUGGAGGCUGCAGAGCAGGUGGGAGGCUCAGUUCAACACCUGGUGGUUGCAGUGAGAACUACCACACUCUGA
Messenger RNA from Pleuronectes platessa (European plaice), 1725 nucleotides. It is a transcript of the gene dytn, whose product is annotated as dystrotelin. NCBI's taxonomy places the organism in Eukaryota, Metazoa, Chordata, Actinopteri, Pleuronectiformes, Pleuronectidae. Gene Ontology annotation, cellular component: plasma membrane. Gene Ontology annotation, molecular function: zinc ion binding. Gene Ontology annotation, biological process: synaptic signaling. The record is from RefSeq and is a predicted model, not a curated record.